AUGUAUGAUUCAUGGACCAUGCGGAUUUUAAAUCCCAAUUCAUCGUGCAUGAGGGAUGGGGUUUGCACAAAAGGUUUUCCUAAAGAUUUCAAUCUUUAUACUGUUUCAACUUUCAAUGGAUAUCCACACUAUAGACGUUUAGAUAAUGGUAGAGUAGUUGUUAUAAAAGGUAACCAAGUUGAUAAUCGAUGGGUUGUACCCUAUAACCCCUGGUUAUCAAAAAAAUACCAAGCCCACAAUAAUGUUGAGGCUUGCAUGUCCAAUAUGUCAGUUAAGUGUUUAUACAAAUAUAUAUGUAAGGGGCAUGAUUGUGCUAAUGUGGUAAUUAAUGAAAGUGUUCACCAUGAUGAAAUUAACACAUAUUUAGACUGUCGCUUUGUUUCUGCACCAGAGGCUCUUUGGCAAAUAUAUGAGUAUUCCAUAAGUGAUAUGUCACAUACCAUUAUUUGCCUUCAAGUGCACCUUCCUGGUAAUCAGAUAGUAUAUUUUAAAGAAGGAGAAGAAAAAGUAGCUAUUAAUCGUGCAGCACAGCGUGACACUCACCUAACUGCUUGGUUUAAAUUAAAUGCUGAAAAUUUUGAAGCACGUCGCUAUUCUUAUAUUGAAAUUCCAUAUCACUUUGUGUUUGAUGGUAAAAAUUGCAAGUGGAAAGUAAGACAAAGAGGUAGUGAUAUGGUGAUAGUGCGAAUGUAUAAAGUCAAUCUAUCCAGUGAAGUAUUUUUUCUUAGAUUGUUGCUUUUGCAUGUAAAAGGUGCAUUAUCUUACGAGAAUUUGCGCACUCUGAAUGGUGCUGUUUUUAAUACAUUUCGUGAAGCGUGUUAUCAGUUAGGUCUGUUGCAAGAUGACAUUGAAUGGAGAAAUACAUUAACUGAGGCUGUUGCAACUGGAUUUCCUAAACAAAUUAGGCAACUAUUUUCCAUCAUAUUAACAUUAUGUCAACCUGAUGAUCCUUUACACCUAUGGAAUACCUUUAAAGAUUAUAUGGUGGAGGAUUACAUACACCGUUCAAUGCCAGUCCUACUUGCUGAACAAGUAGCACUUUGUCAAAUCGAAUCUAUAAUUAACCAGAGUGGUAAGACUUUAGCUGAUUAUAAUUUGCCUACUUUAGAUCAGUUUUUAGAUUCUAUCCCAGAAAAUGACGAUAAAGAUGUACAGGUAUUUAUUGAUGAAGCAAAUCGAGUUAGACCAUUAUUAAAUGAUAAUCAGCGUAAUGUAGCUGAUGCAAUCCUUGCUGCACUUAAUGAAGAACCUAAUAAUGAAAAUAAGCAUUCAAGAUUGUUUUUUAUGGAUGGGCCUGCUGGUUGUGGUAAAACAUUUACUUACAAUUAUUUAAUCACUGAAACACGCAUCAGACAUAUUAGAACUGCAACAGCUGCAUGGACAGGAAUAGCUGCAACUCUUCUUAAAAAUGAAUGCACACUGCAUGGCUUAUUCAAACUUCCUGUGCCAAUUUUGAAAAAUAGCACAUGUAAUGUAAUUCCAAAUUCUAUUCAUGGUGAAUUCCUUAGACAAGUAAGUUUGUUUUUACUUGAUGAAGCAUCUAUGAUUCCUAAACAUGCUUUAAGUGCCAUUGAUAAGUUAUUACAAGAUAUUUGUAAUAAUAACUUUCCUUUUGGUGGUAAAGUUAUUCUUAUGGGUGGAGACUUUAGACAAAUACUUCCAGUUGUGAAAAGAGGUCGACCAGCUGAAGUUGUAGAAUCGUGUUUUAAAUGUUUUGAACAUUGGCAGUAUGUGCAAAGGUUUUCAUUAACUGAAAAUAUGAGAGUUCAGAUAGGAGAAGAGAAAUUUUCUCAAGUGCUUCUAAAGCUUGGAAGUGGAACUUUACCUGUCAAGCCUAAAGAUCCUUUGCGUGGGUGUAUUGAAAUACCUGAGCAGUGCUUUGUAAAUGAUAAUGAAUCUAUUGUGGAAAAGAUUUUCGGUGGCACAGAGGAAGCUGAUUAUGCUAAUUGUGCUAUUUUAACACCAACAAAUGUUGAUUCAUUAGCAAUAAAUGAAGAAGUCCUUGAUUGUUUACCUGGUGAUACUAAAAUUUACUUAAGUUCAGAUAGCAUUGAAACUGAUGAUCAUAAUGAAAUUUAUAAUUUUCCAGUCGAGUUUUAA
Molecule: messenger RNA, 2100 nt
Organism: Hydra vulgaris (swiftwater hydra)
Lineage: Eukaryota; Metazoa; Cnidaria; Hydrozoa; Anthoathecata; Hydridae
Biological process (GO): telomere maintenance; DNA repair
Molecular function (GO): DNA helicase activity
Source: RefSeq, a predicted model, not a curated record